Kwoniella botswanensis is the source of this 1548-nucleotide messenger RNA. RefSeq lists its product as uncharacterized. NCBI's taxonomy places the organism in Eukaryota, Fungi, Basidiomycota, Tremellomycetes, Tremellales, Cryptococcaceae. The transcript has 3 exons. The record is from RefSeq and is a predicted model, not a curated record. Bases 1 to 1548 code for a protein of 515 amino acids.
AUGCCUAAGAGGAGUAAAACACAAAAGAAACUAUCCUUCUCGUCAGUAGCAACUUCCUCUUCCUCUGCAGCUGUACCACUCAAAGCGGAUCAUCCUCUACCCUUUCCUCCUCCGCCUGUAUCUGGAUCUUCGAAAAGACCUAUCGUACUAGAAGACUCAGAUGACGACGAUCACUCCGCUCAUCAUGUCGGUCAAGCCAGUAGACCCAAAUGUAUAAAGAUUGAAAUUGAAUCUGAUCAGGAUAUCGCUCAAUCGGAUGAAGAAGACGAUUUUGAUUACGAUUACGAAUACGAUGAUGACAAUUACGAUGAAGAUGGUGAUACUAGCUGCCGUUCUCAAUCUCCUAUAACGGUUGAAUCCUCCUCAGAAGGCGAAGAAGACGACGAAGCCGAACUUAAGUCCGAAGUCAAGGAUGUUUCCAACCUCACCAAACCAACCAUUGACGACUUGAUCAUUGUACCUACCAUCUCAUACUCGGGUCGAAGGGAAGUGAUUCUUAAAGCAAGGUUUCACCUCAUUUACCUAAAGAUUUCGAAAUUUCCUGGUAACCUUCCCAUCUGGAAAGCUCUACUUACCGAAGAUAAUGAAGAUAAAUUCUAUCGACUCUUCAGAAAGUUUAUUUCAGAAGACUUGGUUAAAAUCCUUGUUCAUGAUUCUGCUCCCUCUGUUCACGAACUUGAAAUGUUGGGGUAUCAAGAAGGUGGCUUCGGAAGCUACGUGAAGAUGGGAGCUAGUGUGGAUUGGGAUAGUAAUGAUAUGCUCUAUGUUGGAUCCACUGCGAAGAGUCCUUCUGGUAAAGUGACCUUUUGGGGCACUCGAGCUCGUCGCUUACAACACCUUAGAAGCAUUGAACGAAAUAAUGGCGGGUUGUUCGACAAUACAUUGCGAGCGAAUCCUGAAGCAAGACGACUGGCAUUUUCCACUCUGUGGUUCUACCCCAUCGACAGCCAAAAUGUGACUGUACACGUUGCUACCACCGGACAAAUCGGUUCAAGAUUCACCGAAACGGUGUUCUCUGAAUGGUUGCAGAGUUGGAACCGCACAGAAGAUUUCGAUAAGGAUCCCUCUCGUACCGGUACUGAAUUUUGGUCAGCCGAACAUUUCUCAUACAUUGGUUCUAACUUCAGCAACCCUCUUCGAAAUUGUAUGAAUAUGAUAAUUGGUAUACAAGCCUUCAAAAGGACUGACGAAGAAUGGAAAGCUAUCAAGAAAGAAUAUAAGAAAAGAGAACAUUUCAAACACAGAGAAAGGAAUAAUGAGAGGAGCAAGAAUUAUCACUACAAUCGUUCGGAGGAGAAGAAGGAACAGGACAGAGCGACAAGGCGAAACUAUGAUAGAUCUGAGACUGGUAAGGAGAAGAGUCACAACAGAUACUUGAGACGAAAAGACUUCCUCUUAGAAUAUGGCCGCGCAGAACGAAACCAUGCUUCGGAAGCGGAACUGAUAGCUAUAGCUGUCAAAUAUGGACGAGAGCCGAGAUUGCAUUACGCUUCAUCCAAAAAUCCAAAGUCGAGAAAUUACGGAGGUAAUCAAGUUGUAAGAGUAUAA